Molecule: messenger RNA, 645 nt
Organism: Helobdella robusta
Lineage: Eukaryota; Metazoa; Annelida; Clitellata; Rhynchobdellida; Glossiphoniidae
Exons: 4
Coding region: 1-645 (214 amino acids)
Source: RefSeq, a predicted model, not a curated record
AUGUUAGAAAAGUUGUUGCUGUGGUGUUUGCUGCUUUUUAUGGUUAAUCAAACCAAAGGCGCAAGCCUAUCAACCCUUAAAAACGUCAGCUCAUCCAGUAUAUACUACCCCGACUGUUACGAUCCUAGCAGAGCUGUAGAUGGGAAAUAUAUGCAAGAUGAUACUUGUGUAAAUAUGUUUUUAGGCAAUGAUGUUUCUGGCGGCCCAAACUGGUGGCUGGUCGACCUUGGAGUCAAAUAUUUCAUUGAUAGAGUUAAGGUUUUUAACACUGAAAACCACGAAACAAGCUUAAACAUGUUCAUAGUGGGCCUAUCAAACAUAGCAACGUCAGUGGAUAGAAAUACGUACGAUGUAUGUGACCAGUUCUCACAGUCAACGAGUCUGAUAAGUUCAUACCAAGUGAAAUAUUCUAAAGUUUGGCUGCGUAACUCAAACAGACGUCUGAAGAAAUCACCAAUGCUGAAAGUUACAGCAUCGUCUCGUAUGACCUGCGUUAUUCAAUGUAACAUUCACAAAUGUUGUUCUGCUAAUUUUAAUGAAGUUUCAAAAAUAUGCGAAUGUUUUCAAAAUCUGAAGGGGAGUGGAGAGUCCUACGUUGCUGAGCCGGCUGUCGGCUGGGACAACUUCAAAUUUCAAUUCGUGUAA